Molecule: messenger RNA, 1266 nt
Organism: Linum trigynum
Lineage: Eukaryota; Viridiplantae; Streptophyta; Magnoliopsida; Malpighiales; Linaceae
Source: the annotation of a GenBank genome assembly
AUGGGGUUUGGCAAAGGAUCCACCUCUUCUUCCGAAACUAUGGCUUCUCCAAUCGCAGAACUUCGCGAGAAGCAUCAGCAGGAGCUGGACAAUCUGACUUUAACAACACAACCAUUCAAAACAUUGAAGUUUUUCAUUUUGGCUGUAGUUCAGUAUUUUAAGAAUUGUGUAUUAUACCUCCUCGCAAAGGGUGGUUGGCUGUUGCUUUUGAGUGCUGUGGUGGUGGCAUUUGUUUUUCUGGUGGCUACUGUCGAUGGUCCUCAUGAAAAGCACUUAGAAGAAAUCUCUCAUUAUUUUCAAUUUGGAUUGUGGUGGAUAGCUCUUGGUGUUGCAUCAUCAAUUGGUCUAGGAUCUGGUUUGCACACUUUUGUUCUUUACCUUGGUCCUCAUAUUGCCCUGUUCACAAUUAAGGCAAUGCAAUGCGGCCGGGUCGAUUUAAAGAGCGCCAUAUACGAUACCAUACAGCUAGAGAGAGGUCCUUCAUGGCUUGAUAAAGAUUGUGAUGAGUUUGGUGAACCAGUAUUUCAGUCAUCCAACUUAUUGCGGGUGCCACUGAGCAGCAUAUUGCCACAUGUCCAGAUAGAAGCUGUCUUGUGGGGUGUUGGGACUGCACUUGGAGAGCUACCUCCUUACUUCAUCUCAAGAGCUGCACGUUUAUCGGGCAGCAAAUUCGAUGCAAUGGAGGAAUUAGAAGCUACAUCUGCUGAAGAUGAUGGAGUCAUAGCAACACACCUGAAGACAAUCAAACGCUGGCUUAUGUCACAUGCACAACAUCUGAACUUCUUCACAAUUUUAGUGCUUGCUUCGGUGCCAAACCCCCUAUUUGACCUUGCCGGUAUCAUGUGUGGACAAUUUGGGAUCCCAUUCUGGAAGUUCUUCCUUUCAACAGUGAUUGGCAAGGCUAUCAUCAAGACACACAUACAGACGGUAUUCAUAAUCUGUGUCUGCAACAAUCAACUCCUUAACUGGAUUGAGAACGAGAUGAUUUGGAUGCUGAGUUUUGUACCUGGGUUGGCAUCCAUCCUCCCCAACAUGAUAACCAAACUCCAUGAGAUGAGAGAAAAGUUCCUCUCACCAACUCCCGCUCUUCCCAGUACCAAGGGUAAAAAAUGGGAUCUCUCAUUCGCUGCAAUCUGGAACACCGUAGUAUGGCUCAUGCUCCUCAACUUCUUCUUCAAGAUCGUGAGCUCAACAGCACAGAGAUACCUGAAAAAGCAGCAGGAUAAGGAGGUGGCCGUCAUUUCAGCUUCUACACAUUCAGAUUAG